Cololabis saira (Pacific saury) is the source of this 1042-nucleotide messenger RNA. Its product is annotated as E3 ubiquitin-protein ligase NEURL1-like. Gene Ontology annotation, molecular function: ubiquitin protein ligase activity. Bases 111 to 350 code for a protein of 79 amino acids. Gene Ontology annotation, biological process: nervous system development; negative regulation of Notch signaling pathway. Gene Ontology annotation, cellular component: postsynaptic density; plasma membrane. The record is from RefSeq and is a predicted model, not a curated record. The transcript is spliced from 2 exons. NCBI's taxonomy places the organism in Eukaryota, Metazoa, Chordata, Actinopteri, Beloniformes, Belonidae.
ACUGGACUAACCUGCCAGGCAGAUUCCAGUAAUUUUCCGUCUGCCUUAAUUCUCUGGUUCAUCAAUGGUUCUUUGUUAGCUCUGCUCUUCUCUGAUCCUCUCUUCCAGGAAUGACCCCCCGUUCGCCGGCCAGCCUCCUGGAGUCGACCGCGCUCCCAUCAUGCCGAGCGGCGUUAGCGGACGAGUGCUCCAUCUGCUACGAGAACGCGGUGGACGCGGUGAUCUACGCCUGCGGACACAUGUGUCUCUGCUACUCCUGCGGCCUCCGGCUCAAGAGGACGAGCAACGCCUGCUGCCCCAUCUGCAGGAGAGAGAUCCGCGACGUCAUCAGGACCUACCGCAGCACCUAAGGGUGCUGGGGGGGGGCGGGAACCAAGACCUACCGCAGCACCUGAACCGGAAAUCAUCAAGACCUACCGCAGCACCUAAGGGUGCUGGGGGGGGGGGCGGGAACUAAGACCUACCGCAGCACCUAAAGGCUGAUUCUGGUUCUGCGUUAAAUUGACGCCGAGCCUGCGCUGCGCCCCCCCCCCCCCCCCCCACGCCUGACGAACCUCCCACAAACUGUAACGACACGUCGAGAGGUCACAGACCAACGCGGACCGAGAGGCUGUGAUUGGUUCUCUUGGUAGCAACACAUUUCUGGUUCCGGUUUGAAGCAGUCGUGAACUUUCAGCUUCUUUUCUUCGUGUAUGUGUGAUUUUCUUUGUUUUGUUUUUUGCACAAUAGUUGUCCUUAUCUCUUUGAUUCACUGUGACGGGAAAAGUCGGAUAAACCAUUCAGGAAAAGAUCGUACCCCCCUAGCGGUCUGUGGGUUUAUUGCACCGCGGAGAAAUGGAGUGUUGGAGAAGUCCGGAGGGUUCACGCCGGCGUCACGGCAACGGCGUCACGACGUCACGGUAACGGCGUGACAGCACCAUAAUCCAGCCUUAAGGGUGCUGGUUGGGUUCUCCUCCAGGUCAGGGAGGUCAGAGUUCAGGAACUCUGGCGGGGCUAGCUGCCGUGGGCGGGGCCAGCUGCUGUGGGCGGGGCCAGCUGCUGU